Molecule: messenger RNA, 1638 nt
Organism: Aspergillus wentii DTO 134E9
Lineage: Eukaryota; Fungi; Ascomycota; Eurotiomycetes; Eurotiales; Aspergillaceae
Exons: 2
Coding region: 1-1638 (545 amino acids)
Source: RefSeq, a predicted model, not a curated record
AUGACUGUGUUUGUUAGACCCCGGGACCUCUUUUUCUGCCUCCAUCACCGAGGUAGAGUCUGGUAUUCGACAUCCCUGCUGGAUUUGAGAAGAAAGAAGUGGCAAUCUGGAGUGACAUCGCAAAGUCUUCAGGUUCCUCAAUCUCCAUCACCAUCAACUCCCUCACCAUCAGGCAUCCAAAAAGCAUACGGCGAAGUAACACACUUCCUCGGCGGCCUCAUCAACCACCCCACCUCAUCAACAAAACACUACACCAUUCUGCGCCACUCGCACGGCGUCGUCUUCUACCGCGGCAGCACCACCUCCGUAGCAAUCUCCAUCUUCUCCUCAUCCCCCCUACCCCCAGAUCGCACCCUCUGGCUCCAAUCCAAAGGCUGGACAGGCAAAACAGGCAUGAAAGCAAAAGCCCUCUUCCGUCUCCACGAUGACUGGCUAAACGUCACGCCCUCUCUCCCCGUCAAAUCAGACCAGGUCGACCCCGCCGACGAACGCGCUUGGCAGCGCGAUAUCGCCAAAUUCCCGACUCGCGUUCCGGCCAAGGUCCGUGAUGGGCAUGCGCUGCGCGAGACGGCCGUCGUGCGCAUCCCUGUUGAAGCCGGGGAUGGGUAUUUCCAGCUUGUGCUUUGCACAGGCAAGAAGAAGGUAUUGUGUAUGAGUCCUGUGUUUCGGGUGUUGUCGACGUCGUUUUCGCCGCAUUCACUGAGGGGAGCGAGUUUGAGUACGCUGCCGUUGGAAGUGGGUGCGAUGGUGGCGAGUCUGUAUGCGCAGGCGACGGUGCAGCGGUUUGUUGGGCCUGUUGCGGCGAGUGUGCAGGCCAAGAUGGAUCAUUAUACGCCGUCGGGUGUAAAGAAGGUGGCGGGGGAGAAGGCGUGGAAUCUGAGUGGGAUGAAGGAUAGACUGGGUGUGCCGGCUGGGUAUCAGAAUAGGCAUUCGUUGUCGCCGAUGGGUGAGCCAGAUGCAGGAUAUCUCGAGCAGGGGCCGACGUCUCCCUUUCCUAUGAAUAUCAAAGCAAGGGGAGAUAUCAUUCCAGACUAUCCAUCCGACGAACCCCCACGUCUCAAUAUCAAGGUAUCAGACCUGACUCUGGACACUCUCCACGGCUACUUCUUCGCCUGGACACGCAUCGACAAUCCAAAACAACAAAGCCCAUGGCACCAAUCCAUCCUCUCAAUAACAACCCUCAACCCGCUCCUCGCAUCCAACAUCAACAUCACCCAAACGACAAAACGCCUCUCCGUCCUCCGCUUCCUGGACACCCUCCCACUUCCAGCUAACCCCAAACUCGAAAUCCGCAUCAUGGGCUUCAUCCGCGCAGAUCUCCCCCCGCCUUCACUCGCAAUGACACAGGAUCAACUCCAGUACGCCCGCGAGGCUGCAGCUGAGGCGGCCAUGUUGGCUGAUACGUGCGAUGCGAGUCUGGCGCAGAGUAUCCUCGAUCAUCCGGCUUGGGCGCCUGACAUGCAUGAUCGGAGCCAGGGGUGGAUGGAGCGGACGAGGGAUGGAGUUAACAAUGUACGCAUGCGAGGACAGAAGUUCAUCGAGGAAGCGCCCUUGCAUUGGAUUGGGGUGAGGAGUGCUACGGCAGAAAUGAAGGAUAGGGAGGUGCUGGUGAAUGGAUUUUAUAUUAUACGGUUCUAG